AAGGUUGCAUGAUGGAAUUUGAACAUUACUUCAAGAGGUUUUAUAUUUUGGAUUAGUUAAUGAUGUUUGUCUGCUGACUGUUUCUUCGGAUUCGGUUUUUGGUGUCUUUUUGUGGCAUUAAACCCAAAGAAAUUAUACCAUGGACUACAAGGAAAGCUGCCCAAGUGUUAGCAUUCCCAGCUCUGAUGAACACAGAGAGAAAAAGAAGAGGUUUACUGUUUAUAAGGUUCUGGUGUCAGUGGGCAGGAGUGAAUGGUUUGUCUUCAGGAGAUAUGCAGAGUUUGAUAAGCUCUAUAACACUUUAAGGAAACAGUUUCCUGCCAUGGCCCUGAAGAUUCCUGCCAAGAGAAUAUUUGGUGAUAAUUUUGAUCCAGAUUUUAUUAAACAAAGAAGAGCAGGACUGAAUGAAUUCAUUCAGAACUUAGUUAGGCACCCAGAGCUUUACAACCAUCCAGAUGUCAGAGUGUUCCUUCAAAUGGACAGCCCAAAACAUCAGUCAGAUCCUUCUGAAGACGAGGAUGAAAGAAGUACUCAGAAGCUACACUCUACCUCACAGAGCAUCAACCUGGGACCAACUGGAAAUCCUCAUGCUAAGCCAACAGACUUUGAUUUCUUAAAAGUUAUUGGAAAAGGCAGCUUUGGCAAGGUUCUUCUUGCAAAACGGAAACUGGAUGGAAAAUUUUAUGCUGUCAAAGUGUUACAGAAAAAAGUUGUUCUUAACAGAAAAGAGCAAAAACAUAUUAUGGCUGAACGUAAUGUGCUCUUGAAAAAUGUGAAACAUCCAUUUUUAGUUGGAUUACAUUAUUCUUUCCAAACAACUGAGAAGCUUUACUUUGUUCUGGAUUUUAUUAAUGGAGGGGAGCUGUUUUUUCACUUACAAAGAGAACGGUCUUUUCCUGAACACAGGGCUAGGUUUUAUGCUGCUGAAAUCGCCAGUGCAUUGGGUUACUUGCACUCCAUCAAAAUAGUAUACAGAGACUUGAAACCAGAAAAUAUUCUUUUGGACUCAGUAGGACAUGUUGUCUUAACUGAUUUUGGGCUUUGUAAAGAAGGAAUUGCUAUUUCUGAUACUACAACAACAUUUUGUGGGACACCAGAGCCUCCUUUUUAUUGCCGAGAUGUUGCUGAAAUGUAUGACAAUAUCCUUCACAAGCCCCUAAGUUUGAGGCCUGGAGUGAGCCUUACAGCCUGGUCUAUUCUAGAAGAACUUCUAGAAAAAGAGAGGCAAAAUCGACUUGGUGCCAAAGAAGACUUUCUUGAAAUUCAGAAUCAUCCUUUUUUUGAAUCACUCAGCUGGACUGACCUUGUGCAAAAGAAGAUCCCACCACCUUUUAAUCCUAAUGUGGCUGGACCAGAUGAUAUCCGGAACUUUGAUGCAGCAUUUACCGAAGAAACAGUUCCAUAUUCUGUAUGUGUGUCUUCUGACUAUUCUAUUGUGAACGCCAGUGUACUGGAGGCAGAUGAUGCAUUCCUUGGCUUCUCUUAUGCACCUCCUUCAGAAGACUUAUUUUUGUGAAGGGUUUGCCAUUCAGAAACAUCGAGCAAAUAAAAACUUAUGAAUGGGACUGAAAUUCCUAUUUGUGUGAAUAUAAAAACUAUGUCUAACUAGUGCCUCAUUUUUACAUGUAAUGUUGGUAACUAUGAAAAUGUAUUUUUUGCUGUAUGCAAGAAAAUAGGGCAUUUCAAAGAGCUAAAUUUUGAAUUAAAAUUUGUAUUCUUGUUAAUUAAGCUUAUUUUUAAAUAGAACUUUAAAAGCUAUUAGCAUUAACCUAUUUUUUAAAGAAAACUUUUUUGCUGUUGACUGUUUCCCUCUUAAGUUUACACUAACAUCUACCCAAAAUAGACUGUUUUUCAAGAAUCUAUUUCAGUUCACUUGAUAUAUAUUAAUGUCUUUUUAACUCUGUUACGACUUUUGUUUUUAAAUCAGAACUAUGCAAUUGGUACAUGGUGGUUUAAGAAGAAACCACAUCUUUCCACAUUAAAUCACUGUUUGAAAUAAUCAUAUCAUGGUAGAAUUAAAACAUAAAUGCAUAAUUAACAUAUUGGCAACUAGUUAAACUUUGAAUAACAAUUCAUUCUGUAGAUCACUUUAAGAACUAA
This is a messenger RNA of Orycteropus afer afer, 2100 nucleotides long. NCBI's taxonomy places the organism in Eukaryota, Metazoa, Chordata, Mammalia, Tubulidentata, Orycteropodidae. The record is from RefSeq and is a predicted model, not a curated record.